This is a messenger RNA of Humulus lupulus (European hop), 1215 nucleotides long. Its product is annotated as probable pectate lyase 4. The transcript has 3 exons. Gene Ontology annotation, molecular function: pectate lyase activity. Lineage: Eukaryota; Viridiplantae; Streptophyta; Magnoliopsida; Rosales; Cannabaceae. The record is from RefSeq and is a predicted model, not a curated record. The coding region runs from base 28 to 1215 and encodes 395 amino acids.
ACAUACAAUUUAUAACUUCACUUGAUUAUGGCUCCAAUUUACAUGAACACCAUGACAAAGCACUUUGCUUUGGCUCUUAUUAUUCUCAACCUUCUAGCUCUGUACUCCAUCCCAAGCAGCGGGAACAGCAGUGAAGAGCUCCGCGGCCUUAGACUGAACACCAUCGAUAGCUGCUGGAGAAGGAACCCGCAAUGGCGGCGAAACCGGCCCCAGCUCGCCACCUGCUCGGUUGGUUUUGCUGGAAAGAUGAGCAGUGGCAACGCCGGAAGAGGUCUGAGGAGAUACGUAGUCACAGACCCUAGCGAUGACAACCCUUUGAGUCCAAAACCUGGGACGCUUAGAUAUGGAGCUACCAUGGUAAAGGGCAAAGUUUGGAUCACAUUCCAAAGGGACAUGCGCAUCACUCUCCAAAAACCACUUCUCAUCAGUAGCUCCACCGCCAUUGAUGGCCGAGGCGUGAGCGUUCACGUUGCUGGAAAUGCAUGCUUGGUGGUGCUUCAGGCGAGCAACGUGAUAAUCCAUGGGCUCCAUAUACACCACUGUCGAGCCCAGGGUCCGAGCAGGGUGAUGGGUCCGGAAGGAAAGGUGGUGUCGAUGGGUCAGGCCGAUGGGGAUGCCAUUAGAUUAGUUGGUGCUAGAAAGGUAUGGAUUGACCAUAACACUCUCUACCAGUGCCAAGAUGGUCUCCUUGAUGUGACUCGUGGCUCCACAGAUGUGACCAUCUCGAAUAACUGGUUUAGAGACCAAGACAAGGUCAUGCUUCUUGGUCAUGAUGAUGGGUAUUCGAUGGACAAGAACAUGAAAGUGACUGUCGUUUAUAACCAUUUUGGUCCAAACUGUAAUCAGAGAAUGCCAAGGAUUCGACAUGGUUAUGCACAUGUGGCCAAUAACUUGUUCAGAGGCUGGACUCAAUAUGCCAUUGGAGGAAGCAUGAGCCCUAGUGUGAAGAGUGAAGCAAAUAUCUUUAUUGCACCCAAAUCAGGGAACAAGGAGGUGACUUGGAGAAUGGACACAGUUGGGAACAAGAAUUCAUGGAAGUUUUACUCAGUGGGAGAUGUGUUUGAGAAUGGGGCUACUUUUACAGGAACAGGGUUCAGGGGAGCAAACCCAAACUAUAAUCCUCAACAGAAUUUUAAGGUUGCAAAUGCCAAAUUUGUGAGAUCCUUAACUAGUUCAGCUGGUGUUCUUCGCUGCACUAAAAGAUCUAAAUGUUGA